AUGGCUCAAGCUAAAAUACAAGCAAAAAUCAACGACGUGUCGAGCGGCAAGUUCAACAGAUCUAUGUCCAUGGCGGACCGGGCCGGACAACUUUUGUCGAAUUUGGAUCAGCUGGAGUUGAGGGUGGAGGCGCUCCGCGAAACAGCUUCGGCCAUGGAGCAGGAAAGGGAGUGCAUCCUGGAAAUGAUUCAAUCCUUACAAAACAGUCAAGAAAUGCACAACAUCAGUGCUGGAGAGAAAGAGGAAUUGACUUUAACUGCCGACCGACUGAUGGGCCGCACGUUAUCGGUAGAGAUCAACGUGGGCACCAUCAGAAGCGGUCAACAGGAGGAGGCCCUGCGCCAGGCCACAUCCAUCAUCGACGAAAUCGUGAAGAAGUUGUUGGUUGACAUGACCGAAUCAAAGCAGCGGCUCCUCGCCUUGCAUUCGGCGUGCGUGACAGAGGCGCCGCCCGUGCCCAUUGACCAAAAGUUUCAGGCCAUUGUGAUCAGCUGUGCUCUGGAGGACCAGAAGAAGAUCAAGAGAAGGCUAGAGACGCUGCUGAGGAAUGUUGGAAAUGCUGAGAAGAAUAUUAAGAUCAUGGAUCACCAGAAAUUAGAGGAGCCAAAAACCAACGGCAGUCAAUAG
This is a messenger RNA of Nerophis lumbriciformis (worm pipefish), 627 nucleotides long. NCBI's taxonomy places the organism in Eukaryota, Metazoa, Chordata, Actinopteri, Syngnathiformes, Syngnathidae. The record is from RefSeq and is a predicted model, not a curated record.